Molecule: messenger RNA, 1786 nt
Organism: Zymoseptoria tritici IPO323
Lineage: Eukaryota; Fungi; Ascomycota; Dothideomycetes; Mycosphaerellales; Mycosphaerellaceae
Exons: 3
Coding region: 221-1786 (521 amino acids)
Source: RefSeq, a predicted model, not a curated record
CGAGUACCUCCUGCGUGAGCAGACCGUACUACUGGGGUAGCGGAGCGUGCUACAUGUUGUGCCGGUAGACCGACAGGCCUUCUGGUGGUCUCGAACUGGCCAGCAUCCCACCGAAAGCUUACGAAUCGAUAUCGAGGAUCUCACUGCAGCCGCCGACUCUGCCGCCGAUGCGAUUCUGGUUUCCUUAAACACCUCAGAAAGGGAGUGACGAGAGCGGGUCAUGGCUGCCGGAAACCACGUUCGAGAGAAAGAGCGGAGUAGCAGUAAUUGGUACAGCGGGGUGGAUUUACAAUGGCGGACACCACCACCACCACAAAUGCAGGCCCCAAGCGGGCGGAAGAGAGCAUGGGAAGAGGUCGUCACGCCGGUAGAAGGAGAGAUUGUGCGGCACGAUAGCAGGAUGGACAUGCAGGUACAGCGAAGGAACGUGGCGCCAGGAUUCGGUGUGACACCACCGCUGUCGCCCAACGGCACCCACGUGUCGACGGAGACGGAGGAUAAUGUCGAGGAGAUUCCGCGGAAUAAGAUGCAAACGGGAUGUAUACCUUGUCUUAUCAAGGGCGUCAGGUGUGAUCCGAAGAAUCCGGAGUGUAGACUCGCGAUUUCCGAUGACUGGGCGCUGAAUGAUGGCGGGCGAGAUGGAGGGGAUGAAGACGGUGUGUUUGGAUCGAGUCUCAGCACCUUCCGACCUGAUACGACAUGGCGACGGAGCUGGAGAGAGCGACAUUCUCUAAACUUCUUCGUCAACUUCAGCGCUCCCCAAAUGGCUGGUUUCUUCGAUUCUGCUUUCUGGCAGCGAAUGGUCAUCCAGACGUCUUACCACGAACCUGCCAUUCGACACGCUAUAACUGCGAUUGGAGCUCUGCACGAAUGCAUCAUGCAGCGUGCUUUCGCCGAUGAGAAGCAAAGGUCAAAGGCGAUGCAAUUCGCGUUGAGUCAAUGCAACAAAGCUAUCGCCUGCUUGACCAACGACGCGGCGGGCGGCUACGAUCCCAAUCGAAGACGAAUACCAAGCUCACGGCUAGCAUUGACCACAUGUGUGCUGUUCACCUGCUUUGAAGCCAUGCAAGGACGAUGCGACAGCGCCGUGAACCACGCUCUGCAAGGCCGACGACUGCUUCAAGCCACCGGCCGAGCAGCAAUAACCAGCAUGUCACCCCAAGGCGACGACGACAUUGAACAAAUGCGACCUCUAGUGGAGCGCCUCGAAGUCCAAGCCACGGCCCUCCUCGACAAAGGUCGCCGUCCCGAAAUCGACACGUCCGGCCAAACUCCACCUCUCCCACCCAUCGACUUCAUCUUCAGCCUCGAACACGCCCACAACACCCUCCACACCGCCCUCAACAGCGUCAUGCGCUUCAUGCAGGGCUUUCACCCCACAGCUCCGAAACAACAGAUCGCCGCGACCAUGGCGGAGAAGUACCUCCGCUACUCGCCCUGGUUUCAGCAGUGGGAAUCUGCUUUCACCUCCUUCCUCUCCGACCAGCGCGACUACAUGUCCAACAUGGACCUCAAACGCGCCAUGGUGCUCAAAGCGAACCAUCUCGUCGGCACGAUGCUCGCGGCUGUCGAUCAGUCCGCCGGCCCGGUGGCGUAUGAUGCCUACGAGUCGGAGUUCCGUGCGAUCGUGGACCUGGCGAGGGAAGUGCUCGCUUCGUUCUCAUGUCCGCCUUUGCCGACUUUGUCUGCUGCCGAAUUCGAGCCAGUAUAUGCGAAGGUCUCAAGCGGAGUCAGCGAAAGGCUGAGCGAUCAAGAGUACGACUCCAAGUACAGCACCUUGAGCUAG